Molecule: messenger RNA, 1856 nt
Organism: Dictyostelium purpureum
Lineage: Eukaryota; Evosea; Eumycetozoa; Dictyosteliales; Dictyosteliaceae
Exons: 1
Coding region: 87-1802 (571 amino acids)
Source: RefSeq, a predicted model, not a curated record
UAAAAAACUAACUUGGAAUUAAAAAAUAAUAUUAUCUCAAAUAUAUAGUUUAAAAAUAAAUAAAAAAUAAAAAAGAAAAGAAAACCAUGGCCACUAAAAUGAACUUUAAUUUUUUAUUGGGGGAUGAAGGUGGUUCCACAACAUCAAAUGCUCCUGCCACUACAAGCUGUUCAGAUACUAUUGGUGGUACCAAUUCAUUAAAAAUUAGUAAAAGCCAAGAAACUAUUACCUCCUUUGGGUCAAUAUCUUUAUCAGUAUCAAAUGAUUCAUUAAAUCAUCAUAUUCAAAAAUCACAAGGUGAACAACCAAUGUUAUUAUCACCAACUAUAAAUUUAACCAAAAACCAACCAUUAUUAACUCAGCAACAAAUUAUUAAUAAUAAUAAUAAUAAUAAAUCUAAUAUGCCAUCGUCUAUAUCAUUAUCAUCUCUUUCCACUAUAUCUUCCUCACCUGUCCCAGUUUCAUCAUCACUAUCAUUAUCAUCUCCUUCAUUGGUUUUAUCAAACAGUAAUAGUUCAAUAAAUACACCGACAAUAACCAACACACCUACAACAACCAAUAAGCAGAAUCUAAAACUAUCUAGUAGUUUAAAUUCAGCACCAACCAUUUCUACCAUCACCUCAACCUCAACAAAAAAUAUUCAGCAACCAGUAUCCUCAAUAAAUGAGAAUAUGAAUAAUUUUUUUGCUCAACAAUUAAAAAAUGUAAAUAAUAAUAAUCUUAUAAAUAGUUUUAGUCAAAAUCAAGCAAAUAACACAAAUAAUGGUGUUAGUUUGAUUCAAAGCCCAAACCCUCAACCAAGAAAAAAUUCAAAAUCAAAGGAUAAAAAUGCAAAUAAAGAUAAUAGUUAUAUUUCCAUGUACGAGGAUAAAAUUCAACAACAACUUCAAAAUAUAUAUAAUCAACAAAUUCAAAACACUACAACCCCGAUUAAUAACAACAUAUCAAAUAAUAAUAAUAAUCACUUUCAUAACCAAAAUACAAAACAUAAUAAAAAUCAGCAUGAAAAAACCUAUCAUUUAUCUGAAUCGAACAGCUCAAUCCAAAAUAAUAUUAAUAAUGCCUGGUUACAAAAAAAACAAAUAAACCUCAACACAAAUAGUAUAAACUCGAACAAUAAUAUACCAUUACAGAACGAUAGUACAAAUAAUUCCAAUAAUAUAAAUAAAAAUUUAAUAUGGGAUGAAACUUUAAAUAAUUCAGAUAUACCAAUAAACCCCAAUAAUAUAAAUAAUAAUAAUGGAAAUUUAGAAAAUAAUUUUAACCCACUAAAUACCGAUAAUAAUAAUAAUAUCCACAAUAAUAAUAUCAAGGAUAACAACAAUGGUUUAUUAUCUACAUCAUUAACCCCAAUACUUAACUCUUUAACAACUAAAGAUUUUUCUAUAUCCUCAUCAAACACAUCAUCACCCUUACCAUCACCAUCACCAAAAUCACCAUCACCAACCCAAUCACCAUCAAAUUCAAUGUAUAACUUAAACCAAGGUAAAUUUAGUUUAUUAAAUUUUUCUGAUAAUGACCAACACCAUCCCCUACAACAACAAGAACAAAAAUUGGAUAACAAUGUAUUUUUAAAAGCACAACAAAAACCAAAACAACAAGAUGAUAUUUAUUCUCCUCCAAUUCAAAUAACCGCAACAACCAAAGACGACUCUGAUAUUUUAUUUGCAAAUAUACUUUUAAAUUUAAGAGAUAGUAGUAAUGGUUUAAACAACUCAUCAAAUAAAAAAAGAAGUUCAAACUCCCUAUUUGAUGAAAAUAUUGUAAAAAGAUCAAAUAUACAACAAACUUCCUAUAAAUAGAAAAAUUUUAAUAUUUUAAAAUAAAAAAAAUUAAAAAUAAAUUAUAUAAAGAUU